This is a messenger RNA of Dentiscutata heterogama, 624 nucleotides long. Lineage: Eukaryota; Fungi; Glomeromycota; Glomeromycetes; Diversisporales; Gigasporaceae. The record is from the annotation of a GenBank genome assembly.
AUGAAAGAAUCGAACUGUCACAUUUUACUCAUCCUUGACAAUGCCACCUCGCAUAUUGCUUGUGCUCUUAUUCUCAACAAUGUAAAAAUCCUCAUGUUGCCCAAAAAUGUAACAUCAAAAAUACAACUCAUAGAUGCUAGUAUCAUUGCAUCAUUUAAACUUUACUAUCGCUACAUGCAACUCCAAUGCACAAUUGAUCGUGAUGAAGCUAGCAUCGAAGACAUAGAAGAAAACUUACUUGUUGACCCCAAUGAUGAAUUAGAGGUAAAGGAACUUCAGCAGCAAAUUGAUGCCUUGGGUGUUCAUAAUCCAAUGCCGGUUGAAGAUUUAUUAAAUAUUGAAGAAGAACGAGAAGCACAUCACCAGUUCACUGAUGAAGACUUGAUUCAGGCUGCUACAGAAAUUGAACAGGAAAAAAAUAAAAUUGUAAUAACACCUUUAACCGGAAAAGAACAAUUGAGAAUUUUAUGUGAUGCCUUGAGAAUUGUUGAUGAGAGGAUCGAUGAUAGUAGAGUAACAAUAAAGUCCUUGCACAAGCUGCAAUCCCAUAUUUGUGAGAAGGUUCAAAAGGAGAAAGCUGAGAAACAAGUCCAACUUAGAUUAGAUCAAUUCUUUAAUGCUUAA